UCCUUUCAACUCCUCUUUGUGCCAAUAAAACUCCAAAAUAAUUAUUGUUUCGAGCGAUCGAAUUUCAGGAACUCGUCGUAUUUUGCUCGAGACUUUGCCACUCGCUUCAGGUCCUUUACGGUGUUCGAUCGACAAGCUGUUGGAGCUUCAAACCAAGACCGACCCUUCUCCUACACGCUCCUCACAAUGCCUCCGAAGAAGGCUUCAAGACCUUCUGGUGCGGGUCGAGGCCGCCCGUCACGGACGAGCGAUGUUCAAGCUGGCGAUCCCGUUCCCGUUCGCGCAAAGCGUCGCUACCGUCCUGGCACCGUCGCCCUCCGCGAAAUCCGACAUUACCAGAGCAAUGCAAAGCUCCUCCUCCGAAAACUACCUUUUGCGCGCCUAGUUCGAGAAAUCGCUUUAACCGUACGACCGCGAGGCGAGGGUAUGCGCUGGCAAAGCCAAGCCAUCAUGGCCCUCCAAGAAGCUGCCGAGGCCUACAUGGUGCACUUGUUCGAGGACACAAACCUAUGCGCCAUCCACGCGAAGCGCGUGACCAUUAUGCAGAAGGACAUCCAGUUGGCGAGACGGAUACGCGGUAUCUGGGGCGGUCUGGGUUAA
Molecule: messenger RNA, 600 nt
Organism: Fusarium keratoplasticum
Lineage: Eukaryota; Fungi; Ascomycota; Sordariomycetes; Hypocreales; Nectriaceae
Product: histone H3-like centromeric protein hH3v
Exons: 3
Coding region: 187-600 (137 amino acids)
Biological process (GO): rRNA transcription
Cellular component (GO): nucleosome
Molecular function (GO): structural constituent of chromatin; protein heterodimerization activity; DNA binding
Source: RefSeq, a predicted model, not a curated record